Molecule: messenger RNA, 573 nt
Organism: Pelobates cultripes (western spadefoot toad)
Lineage: Eukaryota; Metazoa; Chordata; Amphibia; Anura; Pelobatidae
Source: the annotation of a GenBank genome assembly
AUGGCCUACCGUAAAGCUCCACUGAAGAUUGUGACGCAGAAUUGCAGAGGUCUCAACGUGCCAGAGCGCAGGACACACCUGCUGAGAGAACUGAGGAAAAAACAUGUCUCUAUUGCCUUACUCCAGGAGACUCACUUCAAAGAGGGGACACAGUCUAGGUUAAGAAAUCGACAUUACCCCAGUAACUAUUUUUGCAACCAUCCCAUGUCACACAAAACCGGUGUGGCCAUUCUCCUAGCAGCUGACAUCGGUUUUGAAGAAUUGGACCGGAUGCAGGAUUCUCUAGGAAGGUAUCUCUUCCUUAAAGGAGUUAUAGCUAACAAGAUUUACACGAUAGCCUCCAUCUAUGUACCAAACAAGAGGCAGGCUCCCUUUCUUCGCAACGCUCUUCAACAGUUGGAAGAAUUUUCGGAUGGUAUCCUAAUUGCAGGAGGAGAUUUUAAUACCCCACUGGACCCGAUAUUGGAUUCCUCGACGGGACAUAGUUGUAUGUCGCAGCGCACUAUCAAAUCCAUCCGACAAUCGAUGGAGGAUUUGAGAUUGGUAGACUGCUGGAGGGCGCUGCACCCCUCG